AUGACAACACAAUCGUCAGACUUGACGUUUCGUAUGUAUUCAAUGCACAAUUAUGAACAAGAUAUUACUGAGAUGAAUAAUUUAUUUGAACGAUGCAAAUCCAUUAAUUAUAAAUCAGUAACGGUGGGUGAUACCAAUAAGUUAUCCACUGUAUUUCAUUGCGAAUGUAUUGAUUACUUUCAUUGCAUGAAACAAUAUCCCGAAUCGUGCUGCUUCACAUUGGUAAACCCCGAAGAUGGUCGUGUUGUUGCUAUUAUGGUUGGUCAUAUGAAACUUGUAUACUUUGGAUCUUCUUUGUUGACUGUUUCAUUUACUCGUUUAACUCGCGUUAACCCAGCUCAUCGACGACAAAACCUUGCAAUAAAUCUUCUGGCGCAAGGGACUCAAGCUGGUAUUCACCAUGGUUUCGACUGUAUAACAAGCUAUACAACAUAUACCAAUGUUCCAUCAUUAGGUAUGCAACAACGUUUGUUCGGUUCAUUGUCAAAUCCAGUUAGUCGGCUUAAUCAUUUUAUCCUUUUAACAAGAACUACUUCUAAGGCAAUUGAAUUACAUAAACUUAGCUUCGAAGAAACUGAACGGCUUUGGAUGAUUGAUAUGAUUGAUUGGAUUCAGCGUCCCUCACUGUCGGAUUUACAUCGUUAG
Adineta steineri is the source of this 645-nucleotide messenger RNA. The record is from the annotation of a GenBank genome assembly. NCBI's taxonomy places the organism in Eukaryota, Metazoa, Rotifera, Eurotatoria, Adinetida, Adinetidae.